Molecule: messenger RNA, 5532 nt
Organism: Diachasmimorpha longicaudata
Lineage: Eukaryota; Metazoa; Arthropoda; Insecta; Hymenoptera; Braconidae
Gene: Sema2a
Product: semaphorin-2A
Exons: 10
Coding region: 1210-3285 (691 amino acids)
Biological process (GO): neural crest cell migration; axon guidance; negative regulation of axon extension involved in axon guidance
Molecular function (GO): chemorepellent activity; semaphorin receptor binding
Source: RefSeq, a predicted model, not a curated record
UCUGUCUGUCUCGGUAAAUUUUGGAAUCUACUACGAAAAAAGCCCAUAAAGAUUCGUAAUUUUUCUGGAGCCAAUAACAUUUACCUGAAAGUUCCAGAACGAAUACGACGACGAACAUAAAUUUUUGGAAGCUGAAUACUUUUUAUAGAAAUGGCGGGCAAUUUUUGCGUCCCCUGAUACGUGAAUUCGCAGAAACUGACGGGCUAUCCAGUCUUCGGGACUCCUCGGGUACGUUCGGGCGAUUCAGGCAGGGAGGGGGGAGCCGAUCGUUGGGCCGUUGGCGGGAAAUGGUGUGGGAUGGGCUAAAACAAGUAUUGAAGUCAUAAUAACAAAAAUGGCUGUUCAAAUAUUCUGACAUUUUUCCAAAUGUUGUAUUUUUUGGCGACUUCUCAUUCAUUUUCUUCCAACAAAAAAAUUAUAGCUCAUGCCGCUGUCGUCGUCGUGCUUCAUCAGCCGAAUAAUUCACUUUUACACAACUUUACACAGCGGUAAAAUUACAAUCCUGAUUCAUAAUUAUCGUUGAAUUAGCCUUCGGAACGCCAAUGACGUCUGGAAACGUAAUUUUAACGUUUGUGUCCGGUACUUUUUAUUGAAUAUUAUCGUCCGUGUGAUUAACCUUCCGUAAUGUCAGGCCUCUCGUAUUUAUACCAAAGUGUUUUCACCUUAUUCACUAAACCUACGUGGUACCUCAUGAAAAAUUGACUCGACUCUACGUGACUGUCAUUACAGUUGAAUCGAAUGGCACGAAAACGUCAUAGGGUGUCUUCGAAGUGACGUACGAUCGAGUGAAAUGAAGAUGGAUAGGUGGUGGGUUAAUAAACUAUGCGAAACUAGCCACCAUCGAGCCUAUAUUCAUAUGACGUCACAUGAGAAUCGAUGCAGUGAAACAUCCAGCUAGACCCCUGGGGCUGUGACGUCAGAAAGUGACUUAUGGUCGGUUGUCAGAGACGUCAAUUCCGAAAAAAGUGUAUUCUAUCGCGCAUUGCAGAUAGGGACAUCGGCGAAGCGUUGGUGAGCCCAAUAAAUUCAGUUUCCUCUGGGGAUUCUUUGGCUAAUGUAGGCCAGUGAUAUAAUAGAAAGAUGUGAAAUAAAAAUUGGAACAGUCGAGUUGACGUAUCUCACUCAACUUGGUGAUGAAUGAAAUUUUCGAUUCUCUUAAAAUAAGAUACUUUUCCAAAUAUUCGCUCUCCUAUUUUCCCUUUAGUUCCAAUGUUUAUUUAUCAGUUGCUGUAUCGCAUUUUUAUGUGUUGGAUAUGGGAGCAUGUCCGGGAAUUCAGCUGUGGAAUGUUGUACUACAGGACCCUCUACCUGGACAGCAAAAGAGACACUUUAUACGUUGGAGCCAUGGAUAAAGUCUUCAGGCUCAAUCUCAGUAAUAUCAGCCACACCAGCUGCGAGAGAGACGCACUCAAUCUGGAACCGAGUAAUGUUGCUAACUGCGUAUCGAAAGGAAAAUCUGAGCAUUUCGAUUGCCGAAACCACGUGAGAGUCAUUCAACCGAUGAACGAUGGUAAACGCCUCUACAUCUGUGGCACAAAUGCUCACUCACCGAAGGAUUGGGUGAUAUAUAGUAAUUUAACUCAUCUCCCACGUCACGAAUUUGUCCCAGGCGUUGGAAUGGGCAUUGCCAAGUGUCCUUACGACCCUGCUGACAAUUCAACGGCAGUUUGGGUUGAGAAGGGUAAUCCUGGCGAUUUGCCCGCACUUUACUCCGGAACAAAUGCCGAAUUUACAAAGGCUGAUACCGUUAUAUUUCGGACUGAUCUUUACAACAUGACGAUUGGACGCAAAGCGUACAGCUUCAAGAGGACACUCAAAUAUGAUUCAAAAUGGCUAGACAAACCGAACUUUGUUGGAUCGUUUGACAUUGGACAACACGUGUUCUUCUUUUUCCGAGAGACUGCUGUCGAGUACAUCAAUUGUGGAAAGAGUGUGUACUCGAGGGUGGCGAGAGUCUGUAAAAGAGACACUGGGGGAAAGAAUAUUCUCUCCCAGAAUUGGGCGACUUAUCUGAAAGCCAGGUUGAAUUGUUCGAUACCUGGGGAGUUUCCAUUCUACUUCAACGAAAUUCAGAGUAUCUACAAAGUACCAGGCGAUGAUACUCACUUCUACGGUACAUUCACGACCUCAACGAAUGGCCUCAUGGGCUCAGCCAUUUGUUCUUUCCACAUUGACGCCAUCCAAGAGGCAUUUCGUGGUAAAUUCAAGGAACAGGCGACAUCCAGCAGCGCCUGGUUACCAGUAUUGUCCAACAAAGUACCGGAACCAAGACCAGGACAGUGUGUCAAUGAUACUGAAACACUACCGGAUACUGUAUUAAAUUUUAUAAGAUCACAUCCACUUAUGGACUCGGCGAUAUCACACGAGAAUGAGAAACCAGUGUUUUAUAAGCGAGAUAUUAUGUUCACGAGACUCGUAGUCGACAAACUGAGGAUUGAUUUUGUCGGAGUUGACUUGGAAUAUACGGUCUACUAUGCUGGAUCCAGCGAUGGCAGAGUCCACAAAGUCGUUCAAUGGCUCGACAACAAUGGCGACUCACAGUCAAUACUCCUUGAUGUAUUCGACGUGACUCCUGGUGAGCCAAUUCAAGCGAUGGAGAUAUCCAAGGAGCAUAAAGCACUUUACGUUGCCUCGGACCAUCGCAUAAAGCAAAUCGAUUUGGUUAUGUGCUCAAGGCGAUACGAUAACUGUCUACGAUGCGUACACGAUCCUUAUUGCGGAUGGGACAAGGAUACCAAUAUGUGCAAGCCAUAUGCACCGGGACUCCUGCAGGACGUGUCCAACAGCACAGCCGACGUAUGUGACAGUAGCGUUGGUAAGCGAAAGUUGGUGGUAACAUGGGGCCAGUCUGUUCAUCUAGGGUGUUUCGUUAAAAUGCCCGAAGUACUAUCAAACCAAGAGGUAAGAUGGUAUCACUACAGCAAGGAGAAGGGAAGAUAUCAGAUAUCGUACAGAUACGGAGCUGGUGGUGAUAAAUUCAUCGAGACAUCCGAGAAGGGCCUUGUUAUUGUCGGUGUUAAUGAACAAGAUGCUGGUAGAUAUGACUGCUGGCUUGGUGGUGCAUUACUCUGCUCCUACAACAUAACUGUUGAUGCCCAUCGUUGCAGUGCACCAGCUAAAUCAAAUGAUUAUCAAAAAAUCUAUUCAGAUUGGUGUCAUGAAUUUGAGAAAUACAAAUCAGCGAUGAAGAGCUGGGAGAGAAAACAAGCGCAAUGUGCGUCUAGACAAAAUGAUAGUAAUCAGAAUUUACAUACGAAUGAAGUUUAUGGUACACCAUUGGUGUGAUCAAGCAGGUCAUUGGAACCUUUAUCAAACAGAGAUUACGACACGAUUAUCCACAUAAGCGUAUUACCGAGAAAUGGCGCUUCCUGUAAUGUUCAGUGGUGUUGUAUUACACUUUUAUCAAUCAUUAUCAAUAUUAUUGCCAAGUGGGUGCGUACAUCGUGUUAAUGAACUUUCAUGACUGAAAAAUUCAAUAAAAUUUUUGAAUAUCGUGCCAUUUGAGGGAGUUUAGGACACUCCUGUUGGGACUAGAAUACGCUGACAACAUUACACAUUACUCCAGCUGUCAUCGCAUGAAAACGCACAUCGAAUUUUGAACUGUUUUUACAUUUUUAGGGGUUUCAUUGAUUACUGGAAAAUUCGGUGGAUCUUCGAUAAAUCAGGGCAGAUAUUCGACGAUUUGAAGUUUCUUGCGAUGGGGUUGAUGAACGAAACAACAACUCUGUUGAGUUAUUACGUUGGGGGCUGAUUUAGUUUAUUAACAAUUACAUUUGUAGAGUUGAGUUACGCUUAUUGAGAGCGGGGUAAUUAUUGUCAAGAGCUGAUGAAAGAGUUCAGUUUCGUUCAUCAGUACUGGAGGACCAAGCAAUUUAUCUCGUGAUAAAAUUGCCUUUUCUGGGGUGGAUAGCCAUUUUCGUGUUUGCAAAAUAAUUGUGCGGAAUACGUGCGAGAGGAAUAAUCAUGAAGUAGAAAAAAAGGAAAAAGUAUUCUCUGUUUUCUCAAAACCUGUGAUAUGGAUGGGUAGCUGAGGAUACCCAUGAUGUUUUAUGAGUUCUCCUGAUUGUGGGUAGAACUCAAAUUGAAAAAGCAGGAAACAAUCAUGACUUAAGAGUGAAGAAUAAGGAAACGUGUUUUUUUUUGUCUCGUAAUUCCGAGGUUUAAUGCGCGGUUGAACACUAAGAGGAAUAAAAAUGAAUAAAAAAUAGGUAACGAAAUUAAAUAAAAAUCAUUAAGAUUAGAGCUGUAGUAUUCGUAUGGGUUUAGGUAGUUGCCAUUCUGUCCGAAUUAGUAGGAUGAAUUUUUGCAUAUGUGACAGAAUAAAUCGGGCGCAUUGAAUUAUUCGGGCGCCAUUAAAGUUACACAAUGAGAUUAAAUUAGAUUGAUGGCUUAUCGUGGGAUACACUUCGCAUGCAUCAACUGCCAUGAUUUUAUCAUUUUAAUUGAUUCAUUGGUUUUUGGUACGUUUAUUAUCUUUAUUAUUGUUGGGCUUUUCAUUGAUCACAGUAGAGUACAGUAUUUUUGGCCCCUUCGGUGAUGGAAAAUUAAGGAAAAUUUGGAAACUGGAUUUUGUAUUUUUAGGGGACAUUGUGAAAGAGAAAUUAAAUAUUCGUUUUUACGUCAUUUGUCGGCCUGAAUAGCCGCAGCUGUGCCGAUACUCCAAUAUAAUCCAGGCAACCGCGUGUGGGUAAUCCAAAAUCCCGUUUACCAUGGUGCUUACUAUUACCAGUUUAAAAAAUACAUUCACAUGCAAUAUCGGGUAUGAGAUAGUUCAUACGCGUUUUCGCAGGUGAAAAGCAAUUACACGUGCAUUUUCAGUGAAAAAUCUUGGAAUUUUGAUAAUCACUGGUUUACCUGAUAUUUCAAUGGAUUUUGAUUUAUUAUGGAUUAUCCGGGGGCUGGAAUUUCCAGAUCAACAGGAUAAUGAGGAUAAUCCAAUGAGUUUAUAAUUCACAGAAUGAUUUGCGUGGAUUUUCAGGCGAUGGAAUAAUAAGUUGAAUGCGAUAUUCAGUUUCCGGAAUCAGUUUUGAAAUUCCAGAGAGCAUUGAAAUAUCAGGAAUCAUUUAUUUGGAAAUUCAGUUUGAUUCCGUUUCAAUUAGAUUCGAUUCGCACACCUCAAUUGAAUUGAAAUUCACAGUGACGGAAAUUGUGAGUGAGAUAUUUGUUCUAUUUUCGAAAAAAAUGCAAUGGCGAGUGUGAUAUUUUCACCGACAAAGCUACUGAGGUUUUUCGGGUUUUUAGAAAGAUUGACGAAGGCAAUAUUACGGUGUGGUUUAACAAAAGGAAUGAAAUCAGAUACUUUGCGAAUUAUCAAUGAUUUUUUAUUUGGUUUUGAAAUAAUUUGGUCCUAAACUUCAGUAAAAGUGGAAUUUCCCUGAGGGAAUAUUAUUGAAUAGUAUAAAAAAAUAGUUCACGAAAUGUUGAAUACUUUAAUUUAGUUGUUUAGAAUAUGUUCAAAAUUGAAACUUGAUUUUCAUGAAUGAAAUUUUACUACAACAUUUUUUUUAGUUCACUAGCGAAGUGUUGCACCGC